GAUGAGGGAGAGAGCGAGCGAGGGAGGAAGGCGGUUGCUGGUUGGUUGUUGUAGUAACAGAGCGAAGCGCCGGCAAGAGGAGCCGCGGCUGCCGGGCCCUCCAGGGAGAUGAAGCCGCAGGAAACAGCACUGGUUAGAUUUACUGAUUCUACAGGGAAGAAUUUGAAGGGCCACUCUUUCUGGACUGUAUGAAAACGUUCACAGGAAAUGCCAGUUGGAAUGGCUCGGGACUUAGAAGAAACAGACUCAUCUUCAGAGGAAGAAGAAGAGGUGGAAGGACCAGGGGAGCACCCGUGUAUCACAUGGACAGGUGGUUUUAGAAGAAUCCCAAUCCUGGUGUUUCAUGCAGAUGCUAUUAUAACUAAGGACAGUUACACUCGCUUGAUUGGAGAGCGUUAUCGACUGGCUUUUAAGAUUGUGAGAACAGAUAGUCGCCUUGUGCGCAGCAUUUUAUCUGCUCAUGGAUUCCGUGAGGUGCACCCGAGUAGCAAUGAAUACAAUCUUAUGUGGACAGGGUCCCAUCUGAAACCUUAUGUCCUUCGAUCACUCACAGAUAUUCAAAAAGUCAACCACUUUCCCAGGUCAUAUGAAUUAACUCGAAAGGACAGAUUAUAUAAGAACAUCAAUCGAAUGCAGCAAACCUAUGGAUUCAAGAGCUUCCAUGUCCUGCCUCAGACUUUCAUCCUCCCAGCUGAAUAUCAAGAAUUUUGUAAUUCCUAUGCUAAGGACAGGGGACCCUGGAUAGUAAAACCUGUGGCAUCUUCUAGAGGGCGAGGUGUCUAUUUGAUCAACAGUCCAAAUCAGAUUUCCCUUGAAGAGAACAUCCUGGUCUCACGCUACAUCAACAAUCCCUUACUCAUAGAUGACUUCAAAUUUGAUGUGCGGCUUUAUGUUCUGGUGACAUCUUAUGAUCCUCUUCUUGUCUACCUCUAUGAGGAAGGUCUGGCCAGGUUUGCAACUGUAAGAUAUGACCAGGGAGCAAAAAAUAUUAAAAACCAGUUCAUGCAUCUGACAAACUAUAGUGUCAACAAGAAGAGUGGUGACUAUGUCAGUUGUGAUGACCCUGAAGUGGAGGACUAUGGAAACAAGUGGAGUAUGAGUGCAAUGUUGAGAUAUCUGAAACAGGAAGGAAAAGAUACAACUGGUCUGAUGGCUAGUGUGGAGGAUUUGAUAAUUAAGACAAUACUUUCUGCUGAACUGGCCAUUGCAUCAGCCUGUAAAGCUUUUGUUCCACAUCGUGGUGUUUGCUUUGAGCUUUACGGCUUUGAUGUCCUAAUUGAUUCUACUCUUAAACCUUGGCUACUGGAGGUGAAUCUGUCCCCUUCGCUGGCCUGUGAUGCUCCUUUGGACCUGAAGAUUAAAGCUAGUAUGAUUUCAGACAUGUUUACACUUGUAGGCUUUGUUUGUCAGGAUCCAGGUCAGCGGUUAAACAGGACAUCUUUUUAUUCCUCUGAGGCAAGGAGAAAUCCAUACCAGAAACCUCAACGUCCUGUCUCUGCACAGUCCCGAUCUACAAAUGCCAAACUACGUUCUCGACCUCUCUCUGCUAGUGAUGCUGAAAUGAAAAAUCUUAUGUCAUCAGCAAAAGAGAAAAUACCUGGGAGGCAUGUUGGCUCCAUGCUGGGUCUUUCUAUGGAAGAGAUAAAAGUCCUGCGUCGAGUAAAGGAUGAAUAUGAGAGAAGGGGUGGAUUCAUUCGGAUAUUUCCUACACCAGUAACCUGGGACACUUAUGGAUCAUUUCUGGAACACAAAACCACAAUGAACUACAUGCUGGCCACUCGACUUUUCCAGGAAAGAGGUGGAUCAAGGAGAUGUCCAGUUCUUAAACGAACUCGUUUAGCUCUUGCUGGAGAACUGGGUCUGGAUGUUGUGGACUGUAAUGCUCAGCUUCAUGCUGCUCUUUAUGAGCGGAAACUUCUGUCACUAGAGGUACGGAAACGAAGACGACGUCAUGGCAAACUCAGACCAAGACGGUCAAGACUGUCAGGGACUUUGCAGUCAACUGAUUUUGUUCUCAAGUCAGAAAUGGAAUGCGAAGAGGAAGAGGAGACAACAGAAGAAGAUGAAGAACCAGAAAUACCUCAGAAUGAAACAGCUGAUUGUCUUAAAAAUAUGAAGGUGAAAUCUAAACCACAGUUGUCAGAGCAGAUGGAGCCUUCUCAUCAGGGGAAGUUGACAAAGAACCAACUUGAACAGAAACCUAAAAGUGAAGGGCUACCAUGCGAGAGCAAAUUGGAUACUCUGCCAAAGAGUGUUGAGCUUCCAUUUAAUUUGCUACAGGUUCUUCAUGAAAACAAGAAUCUAAGCAAAGUUCAGGCUCGCAAGGCUUUCUCUGCCUACUUGCAUCGUGUUCAGUUGCGCCUGAUGAAAGAGGCUGGGGAUCAGGUCCAUAAUCCUGCCUGGGCUGCUAAGGAAGAUGAACAAAUGGAGCUAGUGGUUCGCUUUUUGAAGCGAGCAGCAAGUAAUCUUCAACAGUCUUUGAGAAUGCUUCUCCCAAGUCGGCGCCUAGCCCUGUUUGACCGUAGGCGCAUCUUGGCUCACCAGCUUGGUGAAUUCAUCAUCUGUUAUAAUAGGGAAACUGAUCAGAUGGCUCAGAAAAAAUUAAAACAAAAACAGGAGGAGGAGGAAGAAGAGGGUGUGGAUCCUGAAGGUUUUCAUGAAUUUGUUACUAAAGCAAGUGAAAGUGAUCUGGAAGAGGUGUUGACUUUUUAUACACACAAGAAUAAAUCAGCAAGUGUCUUCCUGGGAACAAACCCUGGAACUUCAAAGCCCAGUAAUAGCCAGUUGGAAAACAGAGGCAAAGAAGAUCACGCAGAAAAAUUGGAAGUAACUGAAAAACAGCCAUCUCAAAUUCCAGUGGUUAAGGAAAAUGUGGCAGAGGAGCUAAAAGGUGACCAACCCAAAGAAACCAGACCACCCAGGGUUACUUCUUCACCAGAAGAUGAGAAUGCACCACAACCCCGCCUCCUUAGUGCUUCUUCCUCUGUUCCUGAUGCCAUCCUCCCACAAAGCAUCAGUUCCCCGUUGUCUUCUCAUACUGCUGCCUCUGAUAAUGCACAGCUGCCUGAUCAUCUCUCAGACUUCUCUCUUUCAUCUGGUUCUAGACUGAUUCCUUCCCCAUCUUUCCAAAAUACUGCAAUGGACAGCUGGUCUAGCACAGCAAAAAAUGUGCCCCAACUGUCCUCCAACGAUGCAGGAUUACACCGUUGUCAGUCUGGCAGUUUUACUGUCAGUCCCUUCUCUUCCUUUCAGAGUGCUAUGCAGAUCUACAGCCAAAGAGUGACCCGGCCAUCCUCAGCAAAAGCAGCAGGUACAAGGAGUCACAGCCCAAGCAGACAGCGAAGUGCAUUUGCCAGAGUAACUAAGGAUGGGGAAGAAUGCAAGCGAUUCAGCCAUGGUGUUAUUGCAGCAGAAUUGCACAGAUUGGCAGAGAAGCAGGCAACAAGGCAAUACUGUCCACCCAGUAAUAUAAACCUCCUUACACAACAGUUAACAAAUCUAAAUCUGAUGAAUGGAGCUGUAAACAGAGUACAUACUACUUCUUCCAGUUACCGACCAUCACUCAACCCAGGAGGUUCAUUUUGGGCUUUUCAAACGCACACACAUGCAACUGACAUCAGACCUGCAUCUUUGGCAGUUAGGGCACUCGAAACUGACAGGUUUGCUUGGGAAGGAGAUGCAGAGAACAGCAUACAGAGUAAGUUGAUAGGAAGCCAAACACUGCAUCCCAAGACUUCAUCUAGCACCGGCAGCUAUCAGCUCCAUUUUGCCCUGCAGCAGCUCCAACAGCAGAAGCUUCAGUCCCGACAGCUUUUGGACCAGAGUCGAGCCCGACACCAGGCUUUGUUUGCUAACUUCCCAACGUCCAGCAUCAGCUCUAUCACUCUGUCAUCAGGUUCCCGUGCCCGUAGAACAUCAAGUGCCAUUUCUAGUAGCCAGAAGGCCUCCACUUUGCACAAAGUAAUGUCAUCCCAGAGUGCAUCUUCACACUUGGUCCCUAAGCCCCCAGCAAGCCACAGGCAAGCAGUUAUCAGGAAAGUGUCAUCUCAGAGGAUUUCCAAUGUUUCAUCUAACAGAGCAAUCUCCACAGAAGGGGAAAAGAAUGGAUUCCAGAAUAGCCUUGAUAGUGCUACAUUGUGUGAGCCACUUACAAAUUCCACAGGUCUUUUGGAAGCUAGUCCCCAUAUUAUAUUUGCCAGAACUAGACCCUCGUGUGGACAAACCAGAGCUAUUGAAACAGUAGUAGAGCAAAGAAGAAAAAGACCCGUGGAGGGAGGGCCGGCUUAAGGUAAUGGUAGCUCCAGCUUCAAUUUAUCUUUUGGAAUGAUGGAUUAAGGCGAAAUGAUGAGUGAACAAAUAGUCCAGUGCUUCAACAUGCAAGGAGGAGAUGAAGCAGGAAUGAGUGUUCAUCAUUCUACACUCCUGGUAACACCCAGAUUAACAGCAAGAUCUGUUGCACACUCCAGCAUUUUUCUCAAAGAAAGGGAAACUGAAUGUAGAAGAGGUCUUGGAGUCCAGAUUUGAUUGAGGCUUUCUACUUGCUCUGAGCUUUUGCUGCUCAAGCCUCAGGGCUUCCUUUUCAUUCAUCUUCCAUCUGAUAGUCAUCGGACUGUGGUUACGACUUGCCUAAAACCAAAGUUCUCAAUUGUUGUCUGCAUUAUGUCUCUCAAGGUCCAUGUUUUUUUCCCCAUCUGCUCAGUCAUUUCAGUUCAUGUAAACAAUCACGCUUCAGUGCCAGAUCCUGAGCAAAGUUCAUACUAUAUGACCACAGCUGAUGUGAGAGGUUGAAAGACUGACUAUAGACAUUUGUACUGGCUGAUAUCUUGAAAUUUGGCAGGAAGCCAUAGAAACGCUCAGUCUGAAUAAAGUCAUUUGUUUUGUU
Messenger RNA from Anolis sagrei ordinatus, 4882 nucleotides. It is a transcript of the gene TTLL5, whose product is annotated as tubulin tyrosine ligase like 5. NCBI's taxonomy places the organism in Eukaryota, Metazoa, Chordata, Lepidosauria, Squamata, Anolidae. Gene Ontology annotation, molecular function: tubulin-glutamic acid ligase activity; tubulin binding. Gene Ontology annotation, biological process: protein polyglutamylation; microtubule cytoskeleton organization. The record is from RefSeq and is a predicted model, not a curated record. Gene Ontology annotation, cellular component: cilium.